CUCCCUCUUCUCACUUCUAAGCUAUUUCCUUUUCUCUGUUUCUCUUGGCCCCUUUUGCCGCAUUUAUUGUUUCCAUUUUCUCCUAAAAUAAAGAUUCGUUGAAUUCAAGAAGAAAAAGGAGAAGGCGACGACCUCUGAUCGGUGAAUUAUUCGGACGUCACAGAAGCACCUGUCUUUUAGAAUGGUCGAGGGUUUUAUUUUAAUGUCGAUGAAUUUGGGGCUAAAGAUCCGAUCGUUGAUUUCAUUAUGAGAAUUCUCCGAAAGGAACCGUAUUGGUUGCAUAUUUUUCGAUUAGGUUUCUAUCGCCGGGGAAUCUUAUUUUUAUACUUUUGCUGAUUUUGAUUGUGUUUGGCUCUGUUGAUGAGUCUUAAUUGCUUCAGAGCUAUUCGCUUCUAUUCUUCCGUCGUUGUCAUUUGGAGUUGGAACUGAUGUCUUAAAAAGAGCAGUUUUUCCUGAGGUCUAGUUGACUUUAGGUAACCCUUCUUCGAAUUGGAUCCCUUCAGAGGCAAAAACCAUCAAAUCGUGCAAUUGUAUUUAAUGUCUAGAGUGAGAAUAUUCCAAAUAUUGAAUAUAUUACAUUGACGACAUGUACUAGAUAGGCACUACUGCUUAAAGGUUGCUAUGGAUCGUUUCUUCUAUUUCUGGACAGUUGCAUUAAUGGUUCCGAAGGGAUCAUGUCACCCGGCACCGAAUCCUCACCCCCAUUGAUUAUGGACAGCAACUACACAAGCAAAGAGAUAGGGUCUUUAAACAAUGGUGGCGCAGAAGGUCCUAAGCCUUCAGAGAGCAUGACGGGGGCAAAAGCCAGGAAACCACCUCGACACCUCUCGAUCAUUCGGCAUUCUGUGAGCAGUGCUCGCCUGGGCUUCAAUUUGGGGACUCUUGCCUUGAUUUCUCCGCAGCAAGGACAGACUGGGUUCUGGCCUGUGUUUCGGUCGGGUUGCUGCUCAGAGAUUGGGCCGAAACCACACAUGGAGGAUGAGCACAUUUGCAUUGAUAAUCUCGUCGAAUAUCUUAGAACUUCUACCAAUUUUCCAUCACCUGGUGCUUUCUAUGGAGUGUUUGAUGGACAUGGUGGUAUAGAUGCAGCAUGUUUUGUUCGAAAUAAUAUCCUUAAAUACAUAAUUGAGGACGUUUAUUUCCCUGCUAGUGUGGAGAAGGCCAUAAAGAAUGCAUUUAUGAAGGUUGAUCAUGCGCUUGCCGAUUCCCGUUCACUUGAUCGUUCUUCUGGAACUACGGCACUUACAGCCCUUAUUUUAGACAGGUCGCUGCUCAUUGCUAAUGCAGGUGAUUGCCGAGCCGUAUUAGGGAAGCGUGGCCGAGCAAUUGAACUUUCCAAAGACCAUAAGCCUAACUGCAAUGCUGAACGGCGUAGAAUUGAGAGGUUAGGCGGUAGUGUUUACGAUGGAUAUCUUAAUGGUCAGCUGUCUGUCGCUAGGGCUCUUGGUGACUGGCACAUGAAAGGCUCCAAAGGAUCUGCCUGCCCACUUAGCGCUGAACCAGAGUUGCAGGAGACAAUUCUAACAGAAGAGGAUGAGUUCUUAAUAAUGGGCUGUGAUGGAAUUUGGGAUGUCAUGAGCAGUCAGUGUGCGGUGACAAUGACUAGGAAGGAACUCAUGCUUCACAAUGAUCCAGAGAAAUGCUCGAGAGAGCUUGUGCGAGAAGCACUGAAGCGAAACACUUGUGACAAUUUAACUGUCAUGGUCAUCUGCUUUUCCCCAGAUCCACCCCCUCGCAUCGAGAUCCCUAGAACUCGAGUCCGGAGGAGUAUAUCUUUAGAAGGCCUACAUGUCCUAAAGGGAGCUCUGGACAAUAAUAUAUGAUAUCGGACUCCUAGUUAUCCAUUCUCCUAUUCUGUAGCCUGUAGAGAAUGGAGUCUCUUUGACAUUCUUGGCCUUCAUCGGCAAAUGAAGGUAAAUUUUCAGUGAGGCUGUAGGUGAAUUUUGUAGUUAUUCAUUGCGAUGAAUAACAUUUGAUGAGUCUGUAAUUUAGAUAAAUUGUUUUUGAGAAUGUGCUACGUGUUGCAGUUAAUUUUAGCUUUUUGCAAACAUUGAUUA
Molecule: messenger RNA, 2057 nt
Organism: Musa acuminata AAA Group (dessert banana)
Lineage: Eukaryota; Viridiplantae; Streptophyta; Magnoliopsida; Zingiberales; Musaceae
Product: probable protein phosphatase 2C 47
Exons: 5
Coding region: 675-1823 (382 amino acids)
Biological process (GO): protein dephosphorylation
Molecular function (GO): cation binding; protein serine/threonine phosphatase activity
Source: RefSeq, a predicted model, not a curated record